UGUAUACACCUGCAGGGGCGAAGGGCGUCGUGUGCACGGGUGGGUUUGCACAUUUGUAUAUGCAAGUCUGAGUGCAGACAGGUGUCGGCUUCAUGUCCGGUGCACCGAAUGUGUUCUCAGCUUCAUGUGUGCAUGAGCGUGGACCUACGUGUGCCCUGCUGAGUGCACGUGAGCAUAUGCACGCCCCGCCCCCAUCACGUGACGAGACUGCCUUGGUCCUGUUCUCCCCAUCUGGAGGAAGUGGGGGUUGCUGCGGCUGUGCCUCCAGGCCAGUGCAUGUGCACCAUUCUGUUCUGAAGAACAUGAAUGAUUGAUGGGGGGCGGGGCUGACUGAAGUCUUACCCUCCCAGUGUAGCCUCAGGUUUAAGGUUACUGCUGGACCUGGCGAGCCUGCUGGGGGGCCUGCAGGAAUGUCCCCAUCCCUGUCACUCUUGAGUUCAUCUGAAACCUCAGGCCCUUCAAGGUCAUUGCCCGCUCCUAGGGGAGCCCUGCCAUUCCCACUGGGGUUCCUGGUGGGGUAAGGGUAAUCACACACUAGUCUGCUCUGGAGUUUUCCCUUUCCUGCAAAGGCUUGGGCAUUUGGGAUGAAGACCCCUCACACUCUUCUAUGCCUGAACCUCCAGAUGGCGUCAGCCACAGACUCACGCUAUGGGCAGAAGGAGUCCUCGGAUCAGAACUUCGACUACAUGUUCAAGAUUCUCAUCAUUGGCAACAGCAGUGUAGGCAAAACAUCCUUCCUCUUCCGCUAUGCAGAUGAUUCCUUCACGCCUGCCUUUGUCAGCACGGUGGGCAUAGACUUCAAGGUCAAGACCAUCUACCGCAAUGACAAGAGGAUCAAGCUGCAGAUCUGGGACACAGCAGGGCAAGAACGGUACCGGACCAUCACUACAGCCUACUACCGGGGCGCCAUGGGCUUUAUCCUCAUGUACGACAUCACCAACGAGGAAUCCUUCAAUGCUGUGCAGGACUGGUCAACUCAGAUCAAGACUUACUCAUGGGACAAUGCCCAGGUGCUGCUGGUUGGGAACAAGUGUGACAUGGAAGAUGAACGGGUGGUGUCGUCAGAACGUGGCCGACAGCUAGCUGACCACCUUGGGUUCGAGUUCUUUGAGGCCAGCGCCAAGGACAAUAUUAAUGUCAAGCAGACUUUUGAGCGCCUGGUGGAUGUCAUCUGUGAGAAAAUGUCCGAGUCAUUGGACACAGCAGACCCUGCGGUGACUGGUGCCAAGCAGGGCCCACAGCUCACGGACCAGCAGGCGCCCCCGCACCAGGACUGCGCCUGCUGAGAGCUGCCCUGCCCCUGCCCCCUCCCUGCCCCCAGGGCCUGCCCAGGCCCCACUGCCCAGGCGCCAGACCCCUGCCCUGACUUCCCCAUCACCCUUAUUUAUUAUCGUAGCUAUUUAUUUAUUUAUUGGAGAUGUCCCCAAGGGCUCAGAUGUCCCACCCUGUACAUACAGCCCUGUCCCCACUCUGCCGUGGCGUGUUGUGACCCUGUGAACUCACCGCUCACCUCUCCAGACCCCCUCCCUUUUUUUAAUUUGCCCCCAUCAACACUUAAUGGUUUGGAAGAGGAGGCCAGAUGACACCCAGGCAGGCUGAUCCAGUGAUGGGAGGUGGCCAGGCCUGCCGGCCCCUCGGCUGGGACUCAGUUGUCAAGACUACUGCAGGGGUCUCGGCAUGGAGCACAGUGGGGCAGAGCCAGGCAAUGACCCACCUGGCUCCUUGUUCCCCAGGUUUCAUCUGUUUUGGGAGUGGGGGGCUACUGUGGGUACUCACCACCCUGGGACCCCUACCCCUCAUACACCAGACCUGUUCUGAAGUCAUGAGUGUCACACCUGCCUCCCAGUUCCCCAGGAGAUGUCAUGACUACACUACACACACCCAAUAAAGCGAAUGGAUCACAGUCUCCUGUGAACACUAACUCUGGUCAUGCACAGGAUUUCCAGUUACAGAGAAUUUAAUGAUAUUUCCAUAGUCCAUGAUUAGUGCUGAAGACUGCAGACUGCUGGGCCCUGCCUAAGCCUCCUGAUUCUGAGGGCUAACUCCAGGCUGGCCCUCACCUUGGUCCCAGGGCCUGAGGGGAACAGAGCCUACCUAGCCCAUGGCAGUGUUGGUGGGUUGGAGCUGGCUGGGGUACAAUGCUGAGGACGGGUUACCUCAGGCACCGGCCACUAAGGGCUCAGUGAGGGCUGGGGGAUGACUGUCCAGCUUUAUGAUUGUGUUUCAAAUGGAGAAAUAGACCUAGUGAUAGGUUUGGAAGG
Molecule: messenger RNA, 2261 nt
Organism: Talpa occidentalis (Iberian mole)
Lineage: Eukaryota; Metazoa; Chordata; Mammalia; Eulipotyphla; Talpidae
Gene: RAB3A
Product: RAB3A, member RAS oncogene family
Exons: 4
Coding region: 585-1286 (233 amino acids)
Biological process (GO): axonogenesis; maintenance of presynaptic active zone structure; regulation of exocytosis
Cellular component (GO): axon; plasma membrane; synaptic vesicle membrane
Molecular function (GO): GTP binding; GTPase activity
Source: RefSeq, a predicted model, not a curated record